AUGUCUCCAGUACCAGAACCCAUACUUAAAGCCCUCUCACUCCCAUCCGAAUCAAAAGUCGGUCUCUCCACAUCCGGCCUAGGCUCAGGUUUCACAAGCACAGGCACCAUCCACGCCCAGGUUCCUGGCAAAAAUGGUAUAGAGGAGCGACGCUACUUCGUAAAAACCUCCUCAAAUGGCAAAGCUGCAGAAGAAAUGUUCCAAGGCGAAUACGAGUCCCUCAACGCAAUUGCAGCCUCAGUACCAGGUUUCUGUCCGCAAGCCCUAGCUAGGGGACCACUCGACGAGCCGGGGACAAAAGCCAAAACACAUUUCCUCGCAACUGAGUUCCUUGAUCUUGGCGGAAGGAUGAGCCGCAGCACGGGUGAGGAAACCACACUCGCGCACCGCCUCGGAAAGCUGCAUACCACACCAGCACCUCCAGACCCGAACACCGGCCGCCGCAGAUUUGGAUUCCCCGUGCCGACCUUCUGUGGUGAUACCAAGCAGCCAAACAGAUUCUGUGAUAGCUGGGCUGAGUUCUAUGCGAACGAACGACUGCUUACGAUCCUGGCGACAUCUGAAGAGCGCAAUGGACCCGAUGCUGACCUGCGCGAGGCGGUUGAGAAAACGGCACAUAAGGUUGUGCCUCGGCUGCUUGGGGAUAGCCAUUUAGGGUAUAAUUCCAGUGGUGAGGGAGAAGGGAUUGUACCCGUUGUUAUUCAUGGGGAUUUAUGGAGUGGGAAUGCUGGUUGGGGUAGGAUUGUUGGCUCGGGCCGUGAUGACACGCCUGGGGAUGUGGUGUAUGAUCCAGCAGCUUGCUAUGGACAUAGUGAGUUUGAGCUUGGGAUUAUGCAUAUGUUUGGUGGGUUUGGGGCUCGGUUCUUUGAUCAAUAUCAUCGUAUUGUGCCGAAGACUGAGCCUGUGGCGGAGUAUGCUGAUCGGGUGGAAUUGUAUGAAUUUCACUGCGUCUUCAUCUUCCAGCUUCCAAAGACAUUGCUUGAUAUUGCCAUAUUCCACGGAAAUAUAACAAACCGCCAUGGCGCGCAAUAUGAGAAACGAGUCCCCCCGUGGGAGCUCAACGAUGGAACCCGGCCUACAGUCGAAAACUGCAUCGAGGCAAUGGGUGUCAACCCUCUUCGCGAAACUUCAUUACGUCUUCAGGGCGUAGCAUGGAUCGACAGCGUGCGGAGAGCCCUCAACCUUCCCAUUCGCACUUUUGACACGGCAGUGGGAUAUUAUCACCGGUUUCGAUUGGUGCACCCAGACAAUGAGUAUAAUUUCAAUGAUGCUGCAGCUGCGGCUCUAUUCACAGCAUGCAAGAUCGAAGAUACGCUCAAAAAAUCGCGAGACAUCGUCUGCGCAGCGUACAACUUGAAAUUAUCGCCAUCAGAGCACCUAUCUGCUGAUGAUCCAAUGUUUGAAUCCAGUGCGCGUGGCAUCAUCGGUCUCGAACGACUCAUGUUAGAGGCCUCUGGCUUUGACUUUCGAACUCGGCAUCCCCAAAAGACCCUCAUGAAGCUGGGUCGGCAUUAUGGACUACUAAAAGGCUCCGAAGUCUCCAAUCUUGCCUACCGAAUUUCAUCCGAUCUUUACCGUACAUUUGCACCCAUCAAACAAAGCUCAUCAACGAUGGCAUUUAGCUGCCUUGAGCUUGCAGGACGACUCUUGGACCAGCGCGUCGAACAAGUGGAGUCCGGGGUAGACUAUGCGCAGUGGAGCACCAGCCGAGCAGAAAUAAUGGAAACCCUCUUUGACCUCUUAGAACUUUACACCCAUCAUCGCUCACAAACCACCGUCGGCUCGGAAUUCCCAGCAGACCGGUUCCUAACAGUCCGGAUCCCGCUCAACCAAGAAGCCAGCGAGCACAACAUUCCACGCUACCAUCCAUGGAUCGGUCACCCACGUAAACAAUCCAAUGGCAGUGGCACUAAUGACCAAGGUGCUCCACGACCUGCUCAUCCCUUGACACCAAUUGCAGCGAACGGGGACCGCCAUAGGACAGGCGAGCGAGGCCGCGACGCUGCAGUGCGAUUCAUGCUCGAUCCCGCAUGUGCGGAUGAGGAGAGGCGUCAGGUCGCGGCGUAUUUCAAGGUCGAAAUGGAAGAAUAUGAAGUCGACGGGUAA
Messenger RNA from Penicillium griseofulvum, 2106 nucleotides. Its product is annotated as putative fructosamine-3-kinase. The transcript has 7 exons. The record is from RefSeq and is a predicted model, not a curated record. Lineage: Eukaryota; Fungi; Ascomycota; Eurotiomycetes; Eurotiales; Aspergillaceae. The coding region runs from base 1 to 2106 and encodes 701 amino acids.